AUGACAACGCCGGAGAUGUCGCAGUCAACAACCAGUGAAUCCACUGUCGCCUCAAAGCCCAUAGCUGUAGGCGUUGUCGGAAGUGCGACAGUUGGGCACACGACGAUGUCAACAUCGAGCACCUCACAUUUGACUACGUCCCUCCCACCAGCUUCAACCACCGCGGCUGAAAUGCCAGCUAAAGCCUCUACUCAAUCGUCGACGGUAAACACACCAGCAGUCGCGGAAGUGGCCGGCGUCGUGACGAGGGAGACAGUGUCAACUCAUUCAACUUUGACGCAGACGCCCUCAAUGACUCAACAGACGGAAUUAACCCCUACAACCAUACCUUCUACCGCGACGGCAUUCACUAGAACUGCCAGAGAAACCACCUGGUCAUCUAUGAUGCGAGGGGACAGCUCUGUCCCCAGUGGAAGCACACUGCCUGCAACUCCACAUUCCACCAAUCCCAAACUCACGGAAGCAGCUGGAAAUGUUGCUGAGACUGCCAAACUAUCCACCUCUGCUUCAACACCUGGCGUUAAAGGGGCUGCUGGAACCUUACCGACAGAUCGCUCUACGGCAACAGAAACUGCCUCACCUGAUGCCCAGAAGAUGACAGUCGGGCGUCAGAUUCGCAGUGCAUCCACAACACCAACCAUAUCAACCACUGACGUCAGCUUGUCCACCCCAGGUUCUAAGGAACCCGAGUCUAGUCAAAUCACUACGUCUACUCAGACGAAAUCUGGUGCAACAACCGCAGCACACCACCUCGCCACACAGACAGACAAACAUCUUCUUACUCCUGCGUCCCUACCAUCCCAUGGUUCCAGUCCUGCCGAAAUCGGUCUCCCCAAUACCGUCUCGCCUGCUCCACUUGCUCGGACCACGGUGUCGCAGCAAACCACUCAGGCAGCUGGUCCGGCAGCCGGCCUCUGGGAAGAUGGACACACCACUAAAGAAGGACAUCAUGGCACUUUAAUUACCACUCCGAUGUCCGUCAAGAACACACCUCCUGAAGGCAGUUCUGUUGGAACAAACAGACUAAGUACAGCCACUCCGACAAUAAGGGGCGCUGCGGGAAGACCAGUAGAGGGCCCUCAAAUAUCGUCCUCAAGCAUACCUCAUGGCACCUCAGGCAAAAAUACAAUCACCACUUCAACCACUAAACAACCUGAAGCCCAGACAACGUCGACAUUGCGUAGCGUAGGCACCUCACCUCGGGAGACGACAGCGCACCCUGUGCAGACUCCGGUUGUCUCGAGCAUGGCCACAGAGUCAAAGGCACUUGCAAAGAAUAAGGUGAUUGCAAGUGUGGCUGGAAUAUUCGAGGCGGGCGCACCAUCCACUGAAAGUCCCAGCAAUUCUCCUACAGUCGCAACAACCAUCAAACCUCCCCAUGCUUCGUCAGUUACAAGAAGGAGACCACGUCUGGACGACGUCGACGACCACGAUGACGACGAUAAAGACGACUACGAUGACGAUGUCAAUGAACCAGAUGACGAUGAUUAUCGUCCUACCACCUCCUUGCUAUGGGCGAGCGUGUUUGAUUGA
Messenger RNA from Spirometra erinaceieuropaei, 1533 nucleotides. The record is from the annotation of a GenBank genome assembly. Lineage: Eukaryota; Metazoa; Platyhelminthes; Cestoda; Diphyllobothriidea; Diphyllobothriidae.